Molecule: messenger RNA, 1844 nt
Organism: Phoenix dactylifera (date palm)
Lineage: Eukaryota; Viridiplantae; Streptophyta; Magnoliopsida; Arecales; Arecaceae
Product: UDP-glucose 4-epimerase GEPI48
Biological process (GO): galactose metabolic process
Cellular component (GO): cytosol
Molecular function (GO): UDP-glucose 4-epimerase activity
Source: RefSeq, a predicted model, not a curated record
AGCGAGUCCCCACGCAAAGGUGCCGCCUUUAUUCCCUUCGACCCCCAACGGCCCGAAAAUUUUUCCGGCAUAAAAACUAUUCCAACGUAUCCUUCUGUCACCACCCCUCGCGGACACGUGCAUUCCACCAUUCCGCAACCGCUGCGUUUGCAACCGACCAUGGAUAUUAUUUAUUCCCAUUGUUUUAUAUUUAGUAGCCGGUUAAAUACCUGAGCGUUAUAAGUUAUUCUCGACAGCGCGUUGUUUGGUAAUCUGGCGGCUGGGAAUAAACCCCGGGGAUAAAUAACCAUCCUUCUUCCCCCUCUUUCUCCUCCCUGCCUAGGCUUCUUGUAUUCGUCUUCCGAAUAGCCGAAUUCCAGUUCGUUCGCUCCUACUCCCGCACUUUCUUCUCUUCUCUCUGUCGCUCGCUCUCGUUUUCUCGUCGGGAUCUCUCCAAGGGGUUUCUCUCGUUAUCGAUCUCGGGCUCGGUUGAUUUUUCUCUAAUGUCGAAGAAUAUUUUGGUGACGGGCGGGGCGGGGUACAUCGGGAGCCACACGGUGUUGCAGCUCCUUCAGGGGGGGUUCAACGCCGUCGUGGUGGAUAAUCUUGACAACUCCUCGGACGUCGCCAUCAAGAGGGUUGCGGAGCUCGCUGGGGAGUCCGGCAAGAAUCUUAGUUUCCAUAAGAUCGACCUUCGAGAUAAAGAAGCACUAGACAAGGUGUUUGCUUCAACAAAGUUUGAUGCUGUCAUUCACUUCGCUGGAUUAAAAGCUGUUGGUGAAAGUGUGCAGAAGCCGUUGCUUUAUUAUAACAAUAAUCUUAUCGGUACAAUAAAUCUUUUGGAAGUAAUGGCUUCUCAUGGAUGCAAAAAGCUAGUAUUCUCGUCGUCAGCUACUGUUUAUGGUUGGCCUAAGGAAGUCCCCUGUACAGAAGAAUUCCCUCUAUUUGCAAUGAAUCCAUAUGGACGAACUAAGCUUAUUAUUGAAGAUAUUUGUCGUGAUACAUACAGUGGAGACUCUGAUUGGCAGAUAAUAUUGCUUAGGUAUUUUAACCCUGUUGGUGCUCAUCCCAGUGGAUAUAUCGGUGAAGAUCCUCGGGGGAUUCCAAACAACCUCAUGCCCUUUGUACAACAAGUUGCAGUUGGAAGGAGGCCUGCCCUUACAGUUUUUGGAAAUGAUUAUUCAACAAAGGAUGGCACUGGGGUACGGGAUUAUAUUCAUGUGGUUGAUCUGGCUGAUGGGCAUAUUGCAGCCCUUAGGAAGCUUUUUGAUGGCUCCAGAAUAGGUUGCGAAGUGUAUAAUCUGGGGACUGGGAAAGGAACCUCUGUGCUGGAAAUGGUGACAGCAUUUGAGAAGGCCUCUGGAAAGAAAAUCCCUCUGGUCAUGGCUGGAAGGCGGCCUGGUGAUGCUGAAAUUGUUUAUGCAUCAACUGCUAAAGCAGAGAAGGAGCUGAAUUGGAAGACAAAGUAUGGCAUCGAUGAGAUGUGUCGGGAUCAGUGGAACUGGGCUAGCAAGAACCCCUGGGGAUAUGGAUCACCUGACUCAGCUAACUGAAGGAACAAGUCUUUACAAUAACAUCAGCUUUUCAAUCCGUAAAGUAUAGGUCUAGCUAAUAUCCUCUUCUAUGUAAUAAUCUUUGGUACAAAUAAAUAUGCUUAUGUCAUGAGAGAGGCAUGACUUUCAGAUGUUUCUUGCUGUUUAUUUCUGAAAGACUUUGUUUCCAUCCUAUGAUUGCUGCGGUGCUGGAUGGCCAUAUGACCUUUUCUUGUAAUUUUAUUGACCACCAGUGGGCACCUUGGUGCUGUACUUGGAGGAGGGAAAGGUCGAUGGUUUGAAUGUGUUAUAAUUAUAGAAAAUUUUCACUAA